This is a messenger RNA of Diatraea saccharalis (sugarcane borer), 2574 nucleotides long. The record is from the annotation of a GenBank genome assembly. Lineage: Eukaryota; Metazoa; Arthropoda; Insecta; Lepidoptera; Crambidae.
UUAACAUUUUCAUUGUGAUUUUAAAGUGAUCAGUAAAAAUACUAUCGAAAUAUGGCGCAAACCAAACUUUAUCAACAGUUAAAAUAUUUACAUCUCAGGAACUUGCUUUUUGAAUCGAAUCCAUCAAAUGUAUACUACAUUAUAAGAAACGAGUCUACAAAAGUUAAGACAGCUAGCUCAGUGUACAGAACUAUGAAUAUAUUUGAUAGGAAAGCGAAGUUAUUACAAAGAGAACGGUCAGCCCAGAAUGACGAUUACCAUUUGGUUGAAUAUAUAAAGGAAGAGGUUGGAUGGAGAACUGCUGAUAGAGUUUUUGAUAUAAAGAGGACAUUUAGAAAUGCUGUGGAAUUGGGAGCAAGUAGAGGUUACGUAUCUCGCCAUUUCCUGCCUGACAAUGUUGAGAAAGUCACCCUGUGUGAUACUUCACAAACCCAUUUAGAUAAGGCAAUAGUUGGAGAUGGAGUGAAAGUGGAAAAAGUGGUUAUGGAUGAGGAAAAUAUAGAUUUUCCAGAUAACUCCAUUGAUCUGCUUGUGUCGUCACUGUCACUGCACUGGGUCAAUGACCUGCCAGGAUGUUUCGACAAGAUCAUGAAGUGCUUGAAACCAGACGGGGUGUUCAUGGCGACAGUAUUCGGUGGUGACACACUUAUGGAGCUGAGACAAUCGCUUCAGUUGGCCGAAAUGGAACGAUUAGGGGGAGUUUUCUCCCAUGUGUCCCCAUUCACGAGAAUCAGGGACAUAGGAGGACUGCUUACGGCGAGUGGUUUUACCUUGCAAACUGUGGACAUAGAUUCGCUUACCAUAUGGUACCCUAGUGCAUGGGAAGUGAUGAGAGAUGUGAGGAUACUUGGUGAAGGAAACGCGGCAUAUAAUAGACCGUUGCGUUUAAACAAAGAUGUACAGUUUGCCGCUGCCGCUAUUUAUGACGAAAUGUAUGGGAAGGAGGUGCCGGACAGGAAAUCGCGCGGUGUUCCCGCCACGUUUCAGAUGAUAAACUUCCUCGGAUGGAAACCAGACCCUUCACAGCCCAGACCCAUGGAGAGGGGUACCGGUGAGAUGUCACUCAAAGACUUGCACAGGAUCGACGAGGUCAUCAAGGACACAAACAAAGUGGAAUUGCGCGACGAGGAUAUGAAGUAAAUGAAUAUAGAGCCUAUUGUAUAGAUCACAAAAGCUAUUCUUCGAGACUGUACUCUACUAGUUAUAGCACAUGAUUUGUUCACAUACAGCUGCAAAUAUAGGAGUAGGGAAGACGGCUGCCUAUAUGUGUCGUGUAGGUUGGGUCGGUAUGUUCCCUAAAUUAAGUUGAUAAGCAAUGGCUGGCUCAUGCGUCUUGCUCGUGAACGGGUGAGUCUGCUCUGGACUAGAUACUUAAUUUCGUCCAUUUUUCUUUUUUAGACUGUUUAUUGAUUUGUCAAUGAAAUUGUCUCGGCAACCGGCAUUAUUAAUCAGUAAUCGAAAAACAUCUGUAUUGUUAUUUCUGAUAUUGUAAUGGAAAUUGGUUUCAUAGUCUAAUGAAGGCCAAUAAGACAGUGUGUGAAAUAAAACAGGGCUCAGGGAAAAGCCCCUAUCUUAAACCUCACCAUGUAUCACCAAGGGUGAGGGGGGGGGGGGGGAUUAAAAAAGUUAUUAAAUCAUCACUUGAUUAAUGGACGGCCCCCUACGAAGUGUUUCAGGAAAAGAAAUAACUAGCUGUCUUCCCGCGUAAUUUGUAGCCUAUGUCAUCAUUAAAUGAAAGAGUUUUUAAAACUGGUCGAGUACUUCCGGAGUGUUUUCAAUGCAAAAAAUAAAAUUAAUAAGUUUGAAGUUGGUCGUUACUAGCAUACUAAUAAUAAUGGUCCUAUGGCAUGAGUCAUAGCAUUCUUCCCUUCUAUCAAUCUCUAUUAAUCAAUGUAAAUAUGCUUCUAAUACGAAAGUCUUAACUGUUAUGAAAACUGGGAUUUGCUUUAGUACCAAGUUUAAAUCAUUAUACGACCAAAAUAAGUCGACACGUCUCAAUUUGAGGUUUGCUCUUUUGUCCUUGUCAACGCUGUCAAUGGUUUGAGCCAAUUACUUUAGUCUUCUUUUUAUAAUAAGAUGGAUUGAGUUUGUAUUGAAUCGUAAUCUUAUCUAACGCAAAUGAACAAACCCUUUGCAAUAGAAAAUUAUUGUUGCUGCGUAUAUAGAUGGCGCUGUGAAAUACAAUUUUUGAUGCUCGAUGCUAAUUCGAUUCUAACUCCUGUUGUGAGAGAAAUAUAUUUUUUCAUUGUUUUAUUUGGCUUAAAGAUCGGACACCCACAGUCAGUUGCACAAACGUCCAUUAAAAAAGACAUUAGUUUAAAGCGACAUUACCCAUAUAAUGUUGACAUUCAUUAGAGCUUAGAGGCGUCAUUAAAUCUUCAUGGGCGUUUGUGCAACUAACCACCAGAUUCACAAACGUCCAUUAAGCUUUAAUAACGACUUAAAGCUCUAAGGAAUGUUUUUAAUUUGACAUUUUGUAUUUGUAUAAAAAUGAAUCGCCAAAAUGUAUGUACGCGCAUAACUUCCUAACGAUUUGUAGAAAAUUUAAAAGUAUUAUUUGGACAAGGAUUGUAU